CACCGCCGACCGCCGCUUCCCAGCAACCACUCCGAGAAAUGCCAUUGGUGGUAGGAGACAGUGAAGUCUUCGAGGAUGUGUACGAGCAAACCAAGUCUGCGCUGGGCUGGUUAUCCACAAAAGCCCACAUGUUACCAACAUUGUGGUGCCUUCGUGCUUUGCGGACAAGAUGGAUACUGGAACAUUCUAUGUUUCCUUCUUUGAUGGGACUACAGGAUGUACCUGGAGAAACGACGACGGUAGGCUCAGUCGUGGGGACUUGCACAUACUUUUUGUCACUGUCACGAGUGGCGAAUGGACAGAAUCAACGCCGGGCAAACUUGGAGAAGCAGAGGGUGAGAUCGUGCUUACCAUAGUGCCUAAGGUGGUGAAGAAAUCCCACAUGCAUAGGACUUUUGUUAGCCAGAUAAUUUCACAGCGUAGCACGUGUAUGAAUGAAUAUCUGAAGAUGGUAAACACGAAUCUUUUUUCAUUCACGCUGCCUCUGAGGAUUCAUGAUGUUCUUGGUUCAUCUGUCUUCAACAUGGAAGGAAAAUGGGCCGGGUAUGUCACUCAUCAUCCUACUACCUCUGCUGGCAUGCGGUUUGGAAUGAGAGGAGAUGACUUCCAGCACACUCUGCCCAAAUGGAUGGGAGAGAAGCAGUGGGAGGAUAUUAUCCAGCCUUAUGUAGAGCACGAACUUUACCUAGAAUCUAUAUUUGACUGGCAAUAGGAUGCUGACAGAAGGCCAUGGACAUAAUUUUGGGCACUUGCUUUUGGAUUUCACACGGGCAGAAGGAUGCUGGUUCUGUUUCAUUUCACUAAUCAGCAGACAGUUGCUCUUCACCCUGAUUUUGUACAGGAGUAUAGCAGUCAUUACAGGCUUGAAAUUUACUGUGCAACGUUUACCUUUUUGAGAGCUGGUGCACGGUAACUUGGAUUGUUGAUGUGGUCAGAGUUGUUCACAUCCAAGUGAAAUAUUUGGCUUAGAAGAGAUUACCCCAUUAAGGUGUAGCUAAUUGCAGAACUUUUGUCCGAUUUAGUCGGCUCAGUUUUGUUUUCUUAGACAAAUGCGGUUGGCAUAUCUUCAAAACUGAAUUUCUCCUAAAAAGAAUAAAUCAGGCCGAUAAACAGAGAAA
Messenger RNA from Oryza brachyantha (malo sina), 1118 nucleotides. RefSeq lists its product as uncharacterized. The record is from RefSeq and is a predicted model, not a curated record. Bases 170 to 712 code for a protein of 180 amino acids. The transcript is spliced from 5 exons. NCBI's taxonomy places the organism in Eukaryota, Viridiplantae, Streptophyta, Magnoliopsida, Poales, Poaceae.